UUAAAGUUCUGACUUGUUCUUUUUUCAUCUUCUUCAAGUUUGAGCUCUUAUUCUCAAGAGCUCCGAAACAGAAAAAAUGGAGAAAAAACUUAGCAUUAUGCUCUUCGUUUUUAUUCUUAUCCUUCUUCAGUUAUCUGAGCUUCGUACAGCUCAACGACCUUCCCCAGUGGAUAAAGAAGUAGAAGAAAAAGGAAUCAAGAACGAUAAAUGGGCCUGGACUAGACAAGCAGUUAAGACAUCUGAUAUGGCCCAAGAGUUAUCACAUCUUAUGGGAGAAGAGAAAUGCGAGGAGAGCGAUGAAGAGUGUAUGAAGAGAAGGAUGAUCACAGAAUCUCACUUGGACUACAUCUAUACUCAAAGCCACAACAAACCUUAAUCCAAAACCACAAUGUUUUAAGUAAGUUAAAAAUUAAAUAAAAGGAUUGUAUUGUGAUAAUAAUGGUUGUAUGAUUAUAGGGACAUGAUCUAUAUUAAUAUAAACCACUAUAGUACAUAGCAGGAUCCCUUCAUCACAGUUAUACCUUAUAGUGAAUAAUACUCACCAAGUCAGAAUAAUAGAAUAAGACUCAAAAGUUAAAAUAUCAGAAACAUAUCAUGUCUUAGAGCCGUAAGAACCCCGGGUUAAUCAUGGUCUUACCGGGUAUUAGUUUUAAAUUGUAACCCU
This is a messenger RNA of Eruca vesicaria subsp. sativa (arugula), 664 nucleotides long. NCBI's taxonomy places the organism in Eukaryota, Viridiplantae, Streptophyta, Magnoliopsida, Brassicales, Brassicaceae. The record is from the annotation of a GenBank genome assembly.